Lineus longissimus is the source of this 3572-nucleotide messenger RNA. Its product is annotated as sodium-dependent lysophosphatidylcholine symporter 1-B-like. Gene Ontology annotation, molecular function: symporter activity. Gene Ontology annotation, cellular component: plasma membrane. Gene Ontology annotation, biological process: carbohydrate transport. The record is from RefSeq and is a predicted model, not a curated record. NCBI's taxonomy places the organism in Eukaryota, Metazoa, Nemertea, Pilidiophora, Heteronemertea, Lineidae. The coding region runs from base 232 to 1761 and encodes 509 amino acids. The transcript has 14 exons.
GGAAGGAAAUCUUCUUACCUAUUUCAGUGCCUCUUCCAAUGGUGAAUGUGUGACCAAAACCUGAAUGCUCACUAUCUGUUGCAAGUGUUACAUAUGCACAGGAAUAGUCUGGAUCUGUGUGCUGGAAUAUAGUGAGAUAAAUUCCCAAAAACAUAAAGAAUAUCAGGACUGGCUGCAUGAGUAGAGCACAGGCUAAGACCUACAAUAUCUUGGGAAGAGACCACGCCAAUCAUGGGGGAGAAGGAAGAGGAAGCUCAGCAGGAGUCAGGUCCAACCCUCCCUGUCUGGAGGAGGGUCUGCUUUGCCCUUGGAGGACUGCCAUACCAAACUACAGGAAAUGUCAUAGGAUUCUUCAUCCCUGUCUUCCUCCUAGAAGUUGCCAAUCUCAAUCCAUUCUAUGUGUCUGUGAUUGUCCUGACUGGUAAAGCAUGGGAUGCUAUCACGGAUCCUAUAGUGGGCUACCUGGUCAGCAGAACCAAUACAAGGUUUGGCAAGAUGAGACCUUGGCUCAUGAUUGCCCCACCAUUCACUUGUGUCACCUAUUUCUUCCUGUGGUAUGUUCCGGACAUAUCAGAUAGUGGCAAAUUGGGCUAUUACUUCAUCAUAUAUUGUGGCUUCAUGACAUUUGAAUCAUGUGUCCAUGUGCCCUACACAUCUCUGACUAUGUACAUCAGCGACAAGCAAGUGGACAGAGACAGUUGUACAGCGUACAGGAUGAUAGCGGAGGUGACAGGACUUCUGUUCGGUGUCGCCGUCCAAGGUGUGAUGGUGAACCCGUAUCGUGUGUUGUCUAAACCGGCUUAUACACCCAUCACUGAUGAGGAUUACCAAUUAGAGAAAACAUCCUACUUGUUAGCGUCAGCCGUAAUUGUUGGAUUAUAUGUAAUCUGCAUUUAUAUCACUUUCUUCGGGACCAAGGAAAGAAAGGGUGUGAUAGAUGACAUCCCAGAGCCUUUCUUCCAGUCACUAAAGAUGGUGUUCUCCUUCGGACCAUACGUCAAGCUCACUAUGGCCUUCCUCUUCAUAUCACUAGCAACACAGAUUGUCCAAGGAAACCUUGCUCUCUACAUCACACAUUCCCUGAAGCUAGGUUCACAGUUCUCGUACGGAAUAUUUGCUUUAGUGGCAGUUGCCAUCCUUGUGAUGCCGUUAUGGCAGCUCUUGAGCAUUAAGAUUGGGAAGAAAAUAUCCUUUGCAAUUGCGGCUAUUCUGUACGUCCCCGUCCUGUAUAUACAACUCUUUCUACCCCCCAAGAACAUGAUCGGUCUGUAUGGCUGCUUAGUGCUGGCUGGGGCAGUGGUUUCUGCAUCAUUUUUACUUCCAUGGUCGAUGCUUCCUGACGUCCUGGAUGACUUCAUGCUGAAGAAGGGUCACAGGAAAGAUGCUGUUUUCUAUUCUUUCUAUGUGUUCUUCAACAAGUUAUCUGUUGGGGUUUCCCUUGGGAUAUCACAGUUGGCGCUAGGGUUUAAUGGUUAUGAUUCGAAACGACAAGUCCAGCCGGAUUCUGUGGCUAUAACCCUACGGAUGCUGAUCGCCCCAGUCCCUAUAGUAUGCUGUCUGAUAAGCCUCAUCUUUAUCUACCUCUACCCAAUUGAUGAGAAGAGACGACAGGAGAUAAGACAAUCAAUGGAACAGAAAGGUAAAGAAAAAGAAGCGCUAAGGCAUAGCCAGAUUCUUCAAGACACCGGUGUGACAAUAAGAAGUGGAUCAGCACAUGCAAACCCAAGUUUUGCCGAUGAUGAUCUGAAUAUUAGGCUAUAAUUUGAACUAUCCUCUAAUUCAGUGAGUGUUUUUUUAAAAUUAUCAGUGAUAAACAGGGGGCUAGUUCUGUCAGACAAUUUUAUCUUACUACUCAAUUAGUAACUGUGAAAAUUCUUUUGAACUGAAAUCUUGGAAAAUUGUGUCUGGUGUAAAUGUAGCUAUUUUUGGAUGCUUAACCCAGCAGAGCCUGACAACAGAAAGAAGCUCUUGUGUCAGAUGGAUAAUAGAUUUCGCCCAAAACUUGCUUCCAUCAUUCAAAGAGAAACAACUUCAGCAUGUUAGGCCUAUUGUGAAGGCCAAGUGACACAAUUUCAUAUUCAGCAGAACCUCCCUUAGUGGACACUUCUUCAGUCAGGACACCUACUCUAUUCUAAUGGAGGAGGUGUCAAGGAAACUGAUUUGUGUCCUCUGUAAUCAGGUCUACUAGGGACAGCAUGUUUCAGUCCUAAGGGUUUCCCUAGUGUAGAGCUUCUAUUGUACAAUGAAAAAGUGUACAGAACUAGCUGUCUCUGUGCAUCUUGAGAUUUACAAUUUUGUGUAUAUCUUAUAUGCUUUAUCAAGGUUUUGUAUGGUAUUACUUGAUUAAAUGGUGCUUUUUACAACCAAACCAAACUGUUCUAAGAUCAAUCAGGAAUGUUUUGAACAGUUUGCAAAAAUUGCUAUUAAAUGCGAGAAUGUUAUUAUCAUGAUUAUUCUUCACUGAAUGUUAUAUUGUCUGGUAUCAAAUCGUUAUAAAACAUGAAUUUUAACCAAGCUUUUGCAAAACAUUUUAAAUACUUUAUUGAUUUAUUUGAUUCCAAUCGUGCUUUAUCAUGAAUGUAUAUUCUGCUCAGCUAUUAAACUCAGACUUACUUUUGAUUUUGAUAUGGAAUUCACAUUCCAUUCUUUUAUUUAAAGUCAAGACAUUCCAACAAUAGACAGGUGUACUGUUGCAUUCAAUCAAUUCUUCUACAUUUUACAUGUAGCAACUAUUCUGUAAAUUUACAUUAUUAAGAGUAGUCACAGAUGUACAUGUAGUGGGCACUUGAACAAGAUUUCUCAUGUUCAUAUUUAUCACUAUAUAUUCUGUUCAUGUUGUAUGCAUGUUACAAGUAGUGCCUGUAUACAGCGCUGAACAGUUUCAUGAGACAAAAAUAUUCCAAUACAUUAAAAAUGAGGUUGAAUGUUUACUCUGAGUGAACGUACGUAAUGUCGUCCUAGUAAUGACUGACUUUAAAAAGUAGGGUAUCUACUUUUUAAAGUCAGUCAUUACUUUGGGAUACCGUCAGCCCUGUUUUUGUGUAAGAUGAAUUUGGGACAAAAUAGUUAACUUUAUCCAAGAAAUGGUUUCAUUAUUGAGAUAUUCAAUCUUUGCUUUAAAUCAAUGAAUUAGAGUGAAAUCUUAUGAAAUGAUAAUAGCAGUCAAAACAUGUUUGUUGACAACUAUCAAACGGUGCAAAUGAAGCUGUUACCAUGAUAUGUGACCCGUUCAAGCAAAACCAGUCGCAUGUCGCACAUAAGAUGAGCCCAGACGACACCAGUAGAUAAUAGAAGAAAUUGAUGUCGUCAGAUUUCACAAAAUGCAGACAAUAGUGAAAUAAAAAAAACAGUCCAUCUCAACCUGGCACGCUCAGAGCGACAUGCGACUGGUUUUGCUGGAACGGGUCACAUAUUAGCUUUAUGAGCUUUAAACAAAACAGUACAUUUGAGAAAUAAGAGUUUGAGUACAAUCAGUUGUAUUGGCCUGGUUUCGAUUUAUGCCAUAAAAAUAUUUAUUUUGUUAGUUGCUGUGAUAUACAUGUACGUAUCUGUAUAUUUGAAUAAAGCAUUCA